Molecule: messenger RNA, 1973 nt
Organism: Halichondria panicea
Lineage: Eukaryota; Metazoa; Porifera; Demospongiae; Suberitida; Halichondriidae
Exons: 2
Coding region: 35-1765 (576 amino acids)
Source: RefSeq, a predicted model, not a curated record
AGGAAGUUUGAUUAGUAGUAGUAGCUAUAGUAGAAUGGCAACUUCUGAGGCAAACCCGAAAUCUCCCGCAACCCCUAAAGCAGGAGAGGCAACUGAGUCUACAAAACUUGUGCCAGUUAUCACUCCAGAAGAGAUACAGCACUUCCAAGAGCUUGGACUGGGUAGAGGAAUUGACAGUACAGAUCCAAAUCUAUGGAAGAACAAAGACCCUAUACAGUUGCGAAUCAUCUCCAAAGAUCUCAAAAACGUAAUCGGUACAAACGAAAAUGGCAUCAAACGAAAGUAUGAGAAGACUGUUUCUUCGUCAAGAUCCCAGUUGAGUAAGAUACAGCUCUCGUUGAAUGUUCCAAGCAGCCAUGUAAAGAUCGGUUUGGAUGGGCACUAUUCACAGAGUGUGAACUCAAGUGUAGAAGUAAAAGGAACAAAAAUCCAAACACGAACCAUUUCAUUUAGAUACGACUUCAAUGAUAUACCAGCUGGCUCACAAGUUUUUAAUGAGCAUAUAGAUUCGAAGAGCGAAAACCAUAGUGGAUUUCAAAUAUUUGAAAAUGACUUGGCCAUUUGGAUAUUGAGGUACCUCAAAAAACAACAAUUGACAAGAUCAAUCGAUGGACUGAAAGGCCAAACAGCAAUUGAGAAACUUGAUGACUUUGCGAAUCAAAUUGAUUCAGUCGAUUCCGAUGAUGCCAAAGAUCUUAAUGAAGCCUGUCGACUGUUUGUCUUUGACCUGGGAGUCACACACUACGUCAGCUCCAUAGAACUUGGAGCAGUCAGCUACAGUGUUGAUACUAAAAGGUCGGAAAAGAAAGGUGGAGGAGUUGGGGGUAGUGUGGGUGUAGCUUCUGCAGCUACUGCUAAAGCCUCUACUGCAAUUACAAAAGAGUUCCAUCAACGAACAAAGGAAGAGCAAACUAUCGGGCAUUUCAACGACGAGGGAGUUGUGCGAUGGAAUACUUCUGAUGAAGCGGUUAUUGGUUUUCAGAUACAACCAAUCAACAGGUUGAUGAGAGUUGCAGCCGUUCAGACGGCUAUGAUCAUUGCCAUUCAGUUAUUCAUUCAGAGCAAGACGGAUGACUCCAGUGGUCCCUUCCUAAUCUCGACUACAAUCAACAAAACACCCGUCUAUUGGAAAGUGGCCGAAGACAAAAUCAUUGGAACGGAUAAAGUUGAAUGUUCUUCUAUAUUCUACUUCAUGCAAUUUGAAGACAACAGUUUUGCUAUAGCGUACUGGGGUGAUGAACCAAGUGAUCGCAAACUACUUACAAACGUGAAUUUUAUUCUUUCAAAAUUACGUACAGCUGCUCCAAAUCUUCCCCGUUUUGUCACUGCUAACCGAAGCAGAGUUGGGUCUUCUAAUUCCUCACUUCUGUUGAAAUCAAUCUUUCCUGUAAAGAGCGCUCAAUUUUCCCUGUACAGCAGGCUGGAGGAUUCAUUUGCUUGUCUCACCAUUGGUAUACCAUCCGAUUUUCAGACUUGGAUGGAGGGAGACGAAGUUUUCAUGAAGCACCAAUCUCGUCCUUUUACAAGCGACUAUGUAACAAUGGAACGAAAAGAACAGCAUCUUGAAGCCGAAUAUUUCACUACUUUGUAUUCCUCCAGAUCUAAAUGUCAAGAAAAUCCAAAAAUGGGCAUUUUAUUCCGCCUGCACCCACAAAGCUUCCGAGAAACUGCUCAAGAAGAUUAUGAUGAUGGAUCGAAGUCUUCGAAGGCCAAACUGCUAAUGGACUCUACUAAACACGAAGGAGGACCCUCUUUGCAUGGGUAACGUGCAGUUCCAAGUAAUAACAUUGAACCAUUUUGCAAUAGUUUUAGUAUAAUUAUUAUAUGCAUGCUCAGGAAUUACAAGUUUUAAUUGGCUGUCUGCAAGUAAUGUGUUGACUGGACUAUACAUUGUACUGGACUGAACUAUUCCUUUUCAUAACAAGACCACAAUAGUACAUAAAUUAUUGAUUUGAAAAAAAGCAUAAAACACG